This is a messenger RNA of Apiotrichum porosum, 426 nucleotides long. RefSeq lists its product as uncharacterized. NCBI's taxonomy places the organism in Eukaryota, Fungi, Basidiomycota, Tremellomycetes, Trichosporonales, Trichosporonaceae. The coding region runs from base 1 to 426 and encodes 141 amino acids. The record is from RefSeq and is a predicted model, not a curated record. The transcript has a single exon.
AUGGCGUCCACCACCCUCACGAUUGUCACCCUGGCCCUCAUCCUCUUCGUCCCUCCCACCAUGGCGCUGCCCCUCCCGGAGUCCAACGACUACAGCUACAGCUCUAUCCGUGUCCGCUCCUACACUUUCGAGUACACCAACCCUUACCCCGUCGCCGGAUGGAUCAUUGCCGUCGUGGCCAUUCUUGCCGUCUGCACGGUGGCACUCAUUGGGGCACUUGUCUGGCGCUGCAAGCGCCGCCGCCGUCUCGCCAAGCAGGCCAGGAAGCAACGCGAACGCGCUCUUCACCAGUACGUGCCCACCAUCCAGUCCGGGCCGACACGCGCUCUUGGCCGUGGCCCCCACGUCGCCUUCCCCCAGCACCCACCCAAGGCUUUUGAAGACGACGACGAUGACGACGAGGACACGACCAACCCGUUCCACUAG